This is a messenger RNA of Cuscuta campestris, 960 nucleotides long. The record is from the annotation of a GenBank genome assembly. Lineage: Eukaryota; Viridiplantae; Streptophyta; Magnoliopsida; Solanales; Convolvulaceae.
UAUAUAUUACAGAGCGAGAGGGAUCCAAAUGUAACCAUGGGUUUGGGCGUAGCCUACCCUUAUGAGGAAAUCCUCUGAUCCCCAUUUUUCCUUUUCAAUUUGAAUAAAAAAAGUCAAACUGAAUUCUGAAUAUGAAGGUUAUGAACAGAUUUUAGGCUUUGACGGAUAUAAAAUCUAUCAACCUAUUUGGGGUUCAACAGAUAUGUUGCAACUCGAUUGCACUAGAGCAGGCCCUGCUGCAUUUCGUCCUUGAACACAUGCAUCAUCUUACAUAUCUUCAGUUGAGAAAGGACGACCUGUGCUACAAGGACUUUUGGGAAUCACUUUUUUGGCUGAAGAGGUGUUUCUCUGUCUUCUCGAUUUGAUGCAAUGUUUGAAGUGGACCCUGCUCAUACAACAUUUGAAUCCCUUAAGAAAUGGCGAGAUGACAGCAUAGACCUUUUCAAGAGGUUCAUUGGCCUGAAGGCAUAUAAAGAUGCUCUAAAUGCACUACCCAAAGUUAAAACUUUCUGCGGUUUGCCAAGUGAAUACCCAGGUGUUUCUCUGUAUUCUCGAUUUCAUUCAAUGUUUGAGGUGGACCCUGCUCAUACAACAUUUGAAUCCCUUAAGAAAUGGCGAGAUGACAGCAUAGACCUUUUCAAGAGGUUCAUUGGCCUGAAGGCAUAUAAAGAUGCUCUAAAUGCACUGCCCAAAAUCGGGAUAGCCGAUGCAAUUGUAGACCUUGUGGGCAGUGGAACAACUUCGAGAGAGAACAAUCUAAAAGAGAUUGCGGGUGGAGUCAUCUCGCAAAGUCAGGCGGUCCUUGUUGCUAGCGGGAAAUCAUUGACACGUAACUGCCAACAUGAGGGGAAACUCUGCAGAGGAAGUAGCUGAGCGUGUAUUGAGCCGAAAUUCCUUAUCAGGGUUGCAGGUACAGACUAAGAGUGUUACUGAAGAGUUUAAUAGAGCAGAAAAUUAUCU